This is a messenger RNA of Dioscorea cayenensis subsp. rotundata (Guinea yam), 1223 nucleotides long. Its product is annotated as senescence-specific cysteine protease SAG39-like. Gene Ontology annotation, molecular function: cysteine-type endopeptidase activity. The coding region runs from base 26 to 1051 and encodes 341 amino acids. Lineage: Eukaryota; Viridiplantae; Streptophyta; Magnoliopsida; Dioscoreales; Dioscoreaceae. The record is from RefSeq and is a predicted model, not a curated record. The transcript is spliced from 2 exons. Gene Ontology annotation, cellular component: lysosome.
AUUACCUCUUUUAAUCAAGAAGCACAUGGCAUUCAUGGAAUCCAACAAGUUCUCAUUGUUGGCCUUGUUAGUUCUUGGUGUUUAUGUUUCGGUGACCGCAUCUCGGGCGCUGAAUGAGGCAUCUAUGUCUGAUAAACAUAAGCAGUGGAUGCUUGAGCAUGGUCGGACAUACAAAGACGUCGCUGAGACGCAGCAUCGCUUCGAGAUAUUCAAGAAGAACGUUGAGUUUAUUGACUCAUUUAACGCCGGGGAUCACAAGUUUAAGCUUGGCCCAAACCUGUUUGCCGACCUAACCAAUGAGGAGUUUAGAGCCAUGUACAAUGGCUUUAGACUUUCUUCCACUGAUAGCAGCAAGGCAAAGAGUUCUUUUAAGUAUGAGAACUCCACUGAUGUGCCUGAGUCUAUGGAUUGGAGGACCAAAGGAGCUGUCACUCAUGUUAAGAACCAAGGCCAAUGCGGUUGUUGUUGGGCAUUCUCUGCUGUGGCUGCCAUGGAAGGAGUCACAAAGCUCAGUACAGAUAACUUGAUCUCCCUUUCUGAACAAGAGGUUGUCGAUUGUGAUGUCGAUGAGGAGGACAACGGAUGCCAUGGUGGCUGGCCGAGUGGUGCCUUUAAGUUCAUCAUUAAGAAUGGUGGACUCACUACUGAAACAAACUAUCCUUAUACAGAAACUCAAGGCACCUGCAACAUAGAGAAAGCAACUUCACAUGCAGCCCAAAUUAGCGGCUAUGAGGAUGUGCCUGCAAACAAUGAGGCGGCACUCCUUAUGGCCGUAGCUAAUCAGCCAGUCUCUGUUGCCAUUAAUGGCGGUGGCUAUGCCUUCCAGUUAUACUCCAACGGUGUAUUCUCCGGUCCUUGUGGAUUUAAACUAGAUCACGCUGUCACCGCAGUUGGCUAUGGGCAAGAUAGUGAUGGGACAAAGUAUUGGUUGGUCAAAAACUCAUGGGGAGAAUCAUGGGGUGAGAAUGGAUACAUAAGGAUGGAAAGGGAUGUUGGAUAUGAUCAAGGUCUUUGUGGCAUUGCCAUGCACGCAUCGUACCCUACUGCUUGAAGACAUUAACAAGUUCCGAGUCUCUUUUAAUUUUAUCUUUGAGUUGUGUUCUUUUAAUUUUUGAGUUGUGUUCGUAUUGUAGUCAUAGGCAUAAUAUUGAGACUGUGAUGUUCAAUAAGCAUAUAUGUGGUGUAUGCCGAAAGUAUAUGUAGGCACACACACACGCAUUCAA